Hydractinia symbiolongicarpus is the source of this 834-nucleotide messenger RNA. RefSeq lists its product as uncharacterized. The record is from RefSeq and is a predicted model, not a curated record. The coding region runs from base 1 to 834 and encodes 277 amino acids. The transcript is spliced from 4 exons. NCBI's taxonomy places the organism in Eukaryota, Metazoa, Cnidaria, Hydrozoa, Anthoathecata, Hydractiniidae.
AUGGAAAAAGAAGGGUUUCUGCGUUGCAUAAAUACCAUCCAAAGCGAUCUGGAUGUUAAGAUCCGCGUUAUAUCGACAGACCGCCAUGUUUCCAUUAAAAAAUUGAUGCAAACUGAUCCAAGGUUUAAACACAUCAUCCACCAGUUUGACCCUUGGCACAUUGGUAAAGGAAUUUUGAAAAAAAUGAUAAAGGCAUCCAAAAAGAAAGAUUUUCAGCUUCUUGCACGAUGGGCUCCAGCAGUGGUUAACCACUUAUAUUGGUCCAUCGCUACGUGUAAAGGGGACGGGAAAGAAUUGGCUGAAAGAUUUGUGUCAGUCGUCCAUCAUACUGCAAAUAAACACACAUUUCCACAAAAUUCAAUUUAUAAAGAAUGCGAACACCAGAAGUUAACGGACGAGGAUAAGCGGCAAAAAGAAUGGUUUCAAAUGGGAUCCCCUGCGCACAAUGUAUUGAUCCAUAUUGUUACGCAAAAAACACUCGUCAAAGAUCUAGAGCAAAUGAACGAACAAAUUCACACGACCAUGCUCGAAGUUUUUCAUUCCUUGAAGAUUAGAUAUCUUCCAAAAAGUUCGAUCUUCGGAAUGGAAAAAAUGAUCGCUGGAACACAAUUAGCAAUCCUCGACCAUAAUAAUUGUAGAAGGGAACAGAAAUAUCAGGUGGAUGAUGAAGGUACAGCAACACCGCUGUUUCAAAUUGCGUACUCUAAACCAACCAAACGAUUUGUGGCUAAACCAGUUAAAGAGGAAAAAGAAAUAGGAUAUCUAUUUUACAUAAUUCAAAAAAAAAUUUUGCGUGCAUCAUCUGGAAAGAAGAAAUUAUAUCAAAUUCGAUAA